Molecule: messenger RNA, 2135 nt
Organism: Pseudogymnoascus destructans
Lineage: Eukaryota; Fungi; Ascomycota; Leotiomycetes; Thelebolales; Thelebolaceae
Product: Type I transmembrane sorting receptor
Exons: 4
Coding region: 731-1945 (404 amino acids)
Biological process (GO): proteolysis
Molecular function (GO): aspartic-type endopeptidase activity
Source: RefSeq, a predicted model, not a curated record
CGGAGCAGAGACACACUGCUCCGUAUAGAAGAGGCUAUUAAGGCUUAUCUGCCAUACGCUAUAUGCUAUGGAUACUGAUAAUGGCCCGGCGGGGGACUGAACCCUGGCUGCAUCGCAGACGUGCAUCGUCCAAAGUGUACCUUGGCGACCACCGAUCGUUAUUACCAUCCACCUGCCUACUUUGGGUCUUCUGCCGGCCAACACUCUUCGCACUAGGAAGAUGUGUGUGAAUAUCGCCACAGCCUCAACCCUAACCUUCUCCUAUCCACGCAUUUGAUUUGUGUCAUGGGUGCCAUCAGGGCCGCACGCGCAGUAGAACCGGUGGACCCGGGUCAUCUCCAAAAGACCGCAGAUCCAAAUAUCACAUGCCACACCCACGUUCUGACGCUACAGUCAGGCACUACUUAUCAACUACCGUGAACUUAGUCGGCAGUUCAUUAACCUUCCAGUUAGAGAACAAAGGACCGAAGACCGGCCUACCACAUGAGGGAGGUUGCUAGCCAAGCCAACGUCCGGAGAGUUGAUCGGCGGCCCGGCGCCAUGAUGUUUCCUUGGCCCAAAGCUUGUGUCAACCUUUGCGCAACAUCAUCAUCUCUGUGAUGGACCAUUGUGACAAUGGAGGGGAUCUAUAAAGGGGCCGCGAUGGAACGUUUCCAGAUCCCUUCGACACCCCCUCAUCCAGUCUUCUCUCCACAUCUCCAUCCAAGCCUCAAGUCAAUCCACCAUCAAAAUGGUUGCCGCCAGCAAGCUUGCUCUGUUCGCCACCGCCGCUGCGAGUGUUGCCGCCGCUCCUGUCGCCGCCCCUGCCGCCGCGAAGUCCUUCAGCGUCCCCGCCGUUCACAACGCCAACUACCAGCGCAAUGGAACGCUUGCCUUGCUUAAGGCUUACGCCAAGUACGGCCUGACUCCCUCCGAGCCUGACAGCAUCAUCAACCUCCUUCUCGGAGGCCUCGCCAAGCGCCAGGACGGCACGGUCCCAGCUAAGCCAGACUCCCAGAACGUCGAGUACAUCUGCAAAGUCACCAUUGGCGGACAGACCUUGAACCUCGACUUCGACACUGGAAGCGCCGAUCUCUGGGUCUUCUCCACCAGCCUGCCCGCGACUUCGAAAAAUAACCACAACGUCUUUGACCCUACCAAGAGCUCUACCUGGCAGGAGAUGUCUGGCGCAUCCUGGAGUAUUCAGUAUGUUGAUGGCAGUGGAUCUUCCGGUACCGUCGGCACCGACACUGUGACCAUUGGUGGCACUACCGUCCAGGGACAGGCUGUUGAGAUUGCCACCGAUGCUUCCGCCCAAUUCAUCGCUGGCGCCAACGAUGGACUCCUCGGACUGUCAUUCAGCAGCAUCAACACUGUCCAGCCAACCCAGCAGAAUACCUUCUUCGAUAACGCCAAGGCCAGCUUGGACAAGCCCCUGUUCGCGGCCUACCUUCCCCUGCAGGCAAGCGGUGCCUACGACUUUGGCGCCAUCGACUCCAGCCGCUACACCGGCGAGGUUGCCUACACCUCUGUCGACAACACCAACGGCUGGUGGGAGUUCCCCAGCACCACCUACAAGGUUGGAUCCCAGGCCUUCAGCUCCGCAGGCUACACCGCCAUUGCUGACACCGGAACCACCCUGCUCCUCAUGGGUGACGAGCAGGUCACCAACUACUAUAAUAACGUCCCGGGCUCCAGGUUGGACAACAACCAGGGCGGUUACGUCUUCCCCUGCAGCGCCACCCUCCCAUCUCUCUCUGUCGCCAUCGGUGAUGCCGGUGAUGCCGUCAUCCCCGCCAAGUACCUCAACUUCGGCCCGGCUGGCCACAGCGACACGGACUGCUUUGGUUCUCUCCAGUCAUCUGGUAACGGCCAGCAGAACGUCUACGGUGACGUCUUCUUCAACGCCUUCUACGGUGUCUUCGAUGCCAGCGGACCCCGCUUCGGUUUCGCUGCCACCGCAUAAGGGAUGAAUGCAUGGGAGAGACUGAUGGAGGUGGGCUUUUGACUUUAUGGAAUUGGCUUACCUCGUCGAUCGGGGGAUAUGUUGGGGGGCUUGAGUUGGAUUGGAUUGAAUUGGAUGAGGUGAUGUGGGGGGUUUUGUAUCCUACUUGGUUUAUUCUGCGGCGCAGAAUAAACAUUACAUACAGUACAGU